Molecule: messenger RNA, 2747 nt
Organism: Anas platyrhynchos (mallard)
Lineage: Eukaryota; Metazoa; Chordata; Aves; Anseriformes; Anatidae
Gene: PGCKA1
Product: PDCD10 and GCKIII kinases associated 1
Source: RefSeq, a predicted model, not a curated record
GUCCCAGAGGAAGGGAACUGCUUGGCACGUGUUCUCUCUCCUGUCCUCCUUCUAACCCUGGCCACAAAGCAGCGAGGUCUGUCAGGUUUUUAUCCAGCUUGCAGGUAAAGGGUUACAGAUUCUAGGAAGUAUUAAAUGCAAACUUUAAAGGAUUUUAUUUUCAUCUGCAGUCACAUGACGCCCUAAUACCCAAUGACACUAACUACAGUGUCUCAUUAAGAGGUCAUGCGAACUCCCAAGCUAAACAAGGCAUUCUUACAUAUUUAACAUUCAAAUGCAGAAGCCACGCUAAGCCAUGGAAGAUUGCAAUCAGAAAAAAGCUACACUUCCUGAUCAGCACAGAAGCUACAGGUUCUUUAAAGAGGAGACAGAUUGCUAGCAUUUUGGGCUGAAAUCUGGAGGUUAUUGGGGAAUGUGAAAGCUCCUUGCUGCUUGGGUCCAUGACAAACACGCAGAUGCGAUUCAUGCGCUGGAACAACCCGCACCACCAUGGAUGAAGAUAUCUAAACCAAACCUUUCCAGCAGUCGAUGGAGUACAAUCUGAAAGAUUAAAGAAAAUCCAGAUGGGGUGCAGGUGCUGCAAAAUGAUACAAAGCUAUAUUUUUGAUCCAGAAGAAGUACAGUCACCUGGAUGCAUUCAUGAAGCAAAAAGCUGCAAACGGGAUGAGCAAAGCAGCAACAAAUUCAAAUUCAAACACAAUAGUGAAAUUCAGGAUCACAAAAAUGAACUCCAGAAGGAUGAGCUAAACGGAACAGAACACAAGAAUCGGGUAAAUAGCACACAGGGAACCCUCGGGAACCAUGGAGGCAAUGCUUCUCAAGAGGAUGGCCUCGGGAGGUGCCUUGCAAAGCCUGAUGUUGCAGUCAAUGGUGGCAGCUCGUGUGCUGGAGCACACCCUGGUCUUGGUCCCAACACAAACCCAGUGAAAGAAGCCAGUGAGCAGGGAACCUCCAGCCUCCAGCUGGCAGAGCCUCCUUCAGCCAGCACUAGAGACUUUCAUACCCACCUGAAUGGCCAAGAGCUUGACAUAGGAGUAGGCAGCCACAAGAAGGCAGCCUGCAGUGAGCCAAACAGUAUUCAGGAUGGGAAGGCCCAGGCUGCAGAACAUAGUGCCUUUCUCAGAGGAACUGCAAUGCUGGAGACAAAAAACACCACCAUACAACUGCCAGAUAUAGAUUGUCACCAAAACGGCAACAGACUGAGGAACUAUGUUGAAAAAGAUAGCUUUCCGGUCAACUGUGUGCAUUCAGACCAAGUCACCAGGCCUUCAGCCACACAGGUCCAAGGCCUCUGUGUAACGCCACCUUCACACGCGAAGGAAAGCAGUAUUGAACCUUUUAAAACUGACUCUGCAGGUUUGAGCAAGGAUGUUCUUGAUGGUAUCACUGCCAUGGCUGUGAGUACAGCACUACAGGCACCCCCACACCCCAGUCACAAAGACAUCAAUGGAGAAAUCGAGGAGGAAGAUGCAGAAGUAGCAGCAGCACUGGCUGCACUGGAAGCUGCAACUGCAGGCGAAGACCUGGAGGAUGAUGAUGAAUACUAGAUGAAGGUUGCUUUCCAAUACACUGGCUGAUAUCCAGAAUUUAUUUCUGGAUCUACAUGAAUGCAUGUGUUGUACAUGUAGUCAGCUGUUACAAACAGCAUAUGUAAAAAGAGAUGGGACUAAAUGUCUGUCCCUUCAGCUGUUUUAUACAGCCUUGUAAUUCCUACUGCCUGGGAUACGCUCUUCUCUACAGGGCCAACCAGGAGGGCAGAGCAUCAUUCCUUCCACACAGGAUAUUCUGCUGUAUCCCCACCUCACAAGGUCUCAUGCAAAUGUUUCCUUUAGUUUUGAUUUUCAUGAGGGUCUGUGCACACCAUAUGUUCCAGGUUCAGAAAAACUCCAUUAUUCAAAACUGAACUAGAGAAACUACAGACUUUCAUCAUGAUAGCAAUAACAAAAUUGGCCCAAAGUUAUCUCUGAUCUUUAGGAUGCAGUGUGGCUUGCUCUUCAGCAUGGUCUUGGUUCCUUUUGGUUCUACUCCAGAUUAAACCCAAAUCCGUGCACAUACAUCUGGGAUUGAAACAAUAACCCUACCUCUUCUGUUAUACCUCCCCUAGACUUAAUCUGAUACCCAGUGACCUGUUUUAGUUAAUUAAAACAGUGGGAGCCUAGUCAAAUUCAAGAGUGGGUAACUCAUGUGGUUUGAUGAGCUGAAGUAGCUCAUAAGAACUGCACACAUGCUAUCAGAAGUGCUGGAGAGGAAUCAAAACUCAGUCCUACUGAUUGGUAGAUUAAAACUAUUGUGAAACGACAACCCAAGACCUCUCAACUCUGCUAAAUUUUCCAGGCAUGUAUCACUUGCCCUAAAAAGACAGUUUGCAACCAGGUUGUGUCUCUAGGCUCCCCAGCAAGAUGUGCUUUGUUUAUAUGCAAACAAAGAAGGAAUGUGGUCCCAUUUCUGACUUGUCUGCAGUCCCUAAACUUACAGCAGCAGAGGGAUCGAGCUUACAAGCUGAAUUAAAUAUGAGACCUCAAAAUAUCAGAGCUGGUAUGUCUACCAUAUCUCUGAUCUUCAGACUAGUGCAUUACUUUUGUUGUAUUCCUCGUGGAAAGCAAAAGAGUUAGAGACCAACUUGGUGCUGUCAUUUCAUCAAAAGUGGGAUAUUAAUGGUUGAAAUAGUGCUUAAAACUUUGUACUGAGAUUUCACAGUUUCUCAGCCUGUUAAGCACUCAAUAAAUUUUUUUUAAACUUAUGAAAAA